UAAUUUAGGCGUGUAUUCCUGCACAGUUUCUCACCAUCUAGCUCGAUAAAUAGCGAUUCAUCAACAAAUUCAAUUUCACCAAGUCUCCUCAAAAACAAUUAACUGCACAUCAACUAAAAUGGAUGAUCUGUACAACUUUGAGUCGCCAUCCAUGGUGGCUAGCUCCCCUAUGAUCAAUUACAGGAAAGAUGCCCGAAAGGGAGUCAAAUUCUCCUUUAUGGUAGUGGGAGAACUGGGCACUGGAAAGACCACCUUUGUCAACAGUUUAUUGAGCCAAAAGGUUUUGGCCCACCGGUUUGAAGGCGAUCACGCCAGUGUCGUCGACUCCAAAACCAUUUCGUUCACGUCGGCCAAAAAUGUCGCUUUGCCCAACACGUCUAUCUUGCAAAGAAAUGAUUUCAACCCUUCAACUGCCAACGAAGAGCCAGGUAUCGCGUUGACCGAAACCAAGGUGGAAAUUGUGGAUGAGGCAAACACCAAAUUACAAUUGACGAUAGUUGACACUCCUGGAUACGGUGAUAACUUUAACAAUGAAGUGUGCUUUGCCGAAAUUGAAAAUUACUUGAAGCAACAGUUUGACUUGAUGUUGGCGGAGGAAACCAAAAUUAGAAGAAACCCCCGGUUUGUGGACACUCGUAUCCAUGUGAUGUUGUACUUCAUCACGCCCAACGGCCAUGGCUUGAAAGAGUUGGACAUAAGUUGUAUGAAGCGGUUGUCAAAGUAUGUCAACAUUAUUCCUGUUAUUUCCAAGGCUGAUUCGUUUACUGAAGACGAGUUGAAAUUUUUCAAAAAACAAGUAAAAGUCGAUAUCGAGCGAUUCAACGUACCAAUCUUCCAAUUCGAUAAUCUCAUAGACGAAUAUGAUGAGGAAGAAGAUUAUGAAUUGAUUCAGGAGUGUAAGUAUUUGGCCAAGAUCCAACCAUUUGCUAUAAUAGGAUCCGAAGACGAAUUUGAGGUCAAAGAUACCAAGACGGGGCAAACUCAGACUAUCAAGGCUAGGCAAUACCCCUGGGGGCUUGUCGAUAUAAGCAAUCCCAAGUACAGUGACUUUUCGAUUUUAAAGUCAGUGUUGUUGGGAUCCCACUUACAAGACUUGAAAGACUUGACUCACGACUUUUUGUACGAAAGUUACAGAACUGAACGGUUGACAAGGGUCACGGGUAGGGGAGGACAAGAUGUUGAUUAUGAUGAUACUGAGUUCCAUGACAGCACUGAUCACCAGGUGAACUUGAAUACCACAAUUCCUUCUAUGUCAAAUUUGGCACAAUUAUCGUCUGCUGGUGCUUCCAACGGUCAUAUUCUUGACCUCCAUAGUACCACUGGUUCUACUAUCAAUGAUGAUUCAAGCUCGAUAACGUCGUCGUCGUCUAAAAAACCCAAGUCAAUGCUUCUUGACGAUGCGGAUCCAUCCGUGAAGAGUAAAGAUAAUGCCUCCUUCACAUCGUCAGCUUCUACUAUUUCCUUGGACCAAUCCAGAAACAACUUGAAUACAACCAAUCCUGCGUUCAAGAGAUUAUCCAUUGCUCCUCAACGUAAUCAAUUGAGACAAAUAAGUGAAACUGUACCUUAUGUGAUCAGACACGAGAGAAUCUUGGAAAGACAACAAAAGUUAGAAGAGAUGGAGAUGGCCAGUGCCAAAGAAUUAGCCAGCAGAGCGGCAUUAUUGGAGAAGAAGGCGGCUGAGUUGAAAGCCAGAGAAAGAGCCAUGAAGAAAAUAGCUUUGGAAAGAGAACAAGCUCAUGAAGCGUCGGUGGUGGCUCAAAGUACUACCAACGGAGUCGCAGACGAGACUGUCGAAGGAGAUGAGACAAUUACCCAGAACGGACAGAAUGGAAAUAUAAGUCACUCGAGUAUCAGAAAGGAAGAAACCCUUACUGACUUACACUCUAUGGUGUCUAAACCAUAGAAUCUUUGUUAGCUCUAUUUAGGAAUUAUACGUUUGUACCACUCUAA
This is a messenger RNA of Yamadazyma tenuis ATCC 10573, 1953 nucleotides long. RefSeq names its product septin (gene SEP7). The record is from RefSeq and is a predicted model, not a curated record. Gene Ontology annotation, cellular component: septin ring; microtubule cytoskeleton; septin complex. Gene Ontology annotation, biological process: division septum assembly; cytoskeleton-dependent cytokinesis; cellular bud neck septin ring organization. Lineage: Eukaryota; Fungi; Ascomycota; Pichiomycetes; Serinales; Debaryomycetaceae. Gene Ontology annotation, molecular function: GTP binding; GTPase activity; molecular adaptor activity.